Molecule: messenger RNA, 769 nt
Organism: Amoebophrya sp. A120
Lineage: Eukaryota; Dinophyceae; Syndiniales; Amoebophryaceae
Source: the annotation of a GenBank genome assembly
CUACUACUUCACGGUUUCAAGAAGAACAUCAACAUCUCUGAAUGGAAAAUAAGAGCAUGCCUCUUUCUUGUACUGGUUGAGACCCCCGGGACGUCCUCUCCUGCUGGUCGAAUGGAAAAAUCAAUCGGUCGUGUGAAGAUCGAUUCAACAGCACAUAGAAGCUUUGCUAGAGAUGAAAAACGCAAUAUUAUCAGUCGGUAUCUGUACUUAGACUUACAACUUAUUCGUCAUCGUCCAUCGAAUCGCGCUCGCAGACCGUUUAACAUACAUUCGGGAAACGUAUUUAUUUUCGUACAAAUCGUACGUCCUCGAGCAGGUGAGUGUGAAGAUUUGACGCAGACGAGCUGCACGACGAACGAACCUCGUUAUUCGCUCCUAGCUAGUACAGUCAACAUCGUUUGAUGUUCGCAAGAUGAACAGACGAGGAACUACCGACACGAUUGCUCGGUCUAUUUGGAGCGCUUGCCCUUAUUUCGGUGUACUUCAGGGUCGUUUGCACUUUCUCCGGCAGGCUGCCCGCUCUUGUCGGUAUGAUCGUACUCAUCGUGAUCAACAUCACAAAUUCGUUUUCCUCGUGCAAAUUCGAACUUUUCGUCAGUUCGGAGUAGCAUUGCCCACAGCCUCUUGCCUGAAAAACUCAUUUUUUAAACGGAAGCUGUACUGCAGCUCUUUCACGACUCUAAGUAGUGCCAGAAAGAACGUAAAGGCAUCUCCUUUCGUUCCAACGUACAAUUACCAAGCGCUAUCCUCCGUUUGUGUCACAAAAUGA